Polistes canadensis is the source of this 1231-nucleotide messenger RNA. RefSeq names its product aldose 1-epimerase-like. NCBI's taxonomy places the organism in Eukaryota, Metazoa, Arthropoda, Insecta, Hymenoptera, Vespidae. The record is from RefSeq and is a predicted model, not a curated record. Bases 19 to 1194 code for a protein of 391 amino acids. The transcript has 7 exons. Gene Ontology annotation, biological process: beta-D-galactose catabolic process via UDP-galactose, Leloir pathway; glucose metabolic process. Gene Ontology annotation, molecular function: aldose 1-epimerase activity; carbohydrate binding.
CCGUCUAACCUCGAUAAUAUGGCCGCAGAAAAUACUUUCAUCGAAGAGGACGGCUUUGGAUUUGUACCAAGGCCAGAUCGGAAACAACAUGGAAGAUCUUACGAAAUUGUGCGCAGAUACACCUUGACGAAUAAAAAUAAAGCAAUAGUCAAAUUAAUAUCUUGGGGUGCAGGAAUACAAUCUAUCAAAGUACCAAACAAAAAAGGUGACAUAGGUGACGUAGUUUUAGGAUUUGACGACAUGAACGGAUAUUUGGAGAACAGGUAUAUGGGAAGUAUACUCGGUCGUCUGGUUAAUCGCGUUGCUGAUGCUAAAAUGCGUAUCAAGAAAACUAUCUAUUCUUUGUCGAUCAAUGACGAAUAUGGGAAGGAUCAUGUUAAUGGUGGAGUUGUUGGGUUUGAUAACGUUAAUUGGAAUUCGUAUAUAUUGAACAAGCAAGUGGUUAUGUCUCAUCUGAGUCCUGCAGGUAGGGAAGGAUAUCCUGGUCAUAUGUUGACGCAAGUCAAAUAUACUUGGUCUGACGAUAAUCAAUUGUACGUCAAUAUUCGUGCAACUGCUACCGAACCAACUCCAGCUAACAUCACCAAUUAUUGUUUCUUUAAUUUAGCCGGUCACGGUAUGGGUCCAGAAGAAUUAAAAAAACACGUUGUUACGAUAAAUGCCGAUAGUUGGACGUUCAUGGACAUUAAAAACAACUUGCCGACCGGUGCUAUUUGUCCUGUCGAAAAUACGGUCUAUGAUUUACGUUUACCGACGCAAUUAACAAAAGAAACACUUUAUCGCGUACCUGGAGGUGGUUACAAUCAUAAUCUGUGUAUUUGCAGUCCAAGUUCUUGGUGUUAUCGAUUUCAUGCUAGGAUUAUACAUCCUGAAUCAGGAAGGACUCUAGAAAUUUAUUCUAAUCAUCCUGGAUUACAAUUUUACACUGGAAACGAUUUGCCUGAUCCUGAUCGUGUUUAUCCACCAGAUUGGCCAAAUUAUAUUCCAGAAUUUCGUGAUAAAAAUCGAACAAAUUGGAGGAUUUAUGGAAAAGAAGGUAUUUCUUACCGAAGACACGGAGCUUUCGUUUUGUCACCACAAAACUACCCUAACGCUAUUAAUAUCGAUCAUUUUCCUUCUUGUAUCCUUUAUCCUGGAAAGGUUUACGUCCAUGACAUGACCUAUAAAUUUGGUUUGUUGAACGAAAAUUAUUAAUUUAUAGGUUAUUUUCUUGUGUUUCUCAGUGUCAUCG